AUGAUUUCAACAUCAUUAAAAUUAAGUGAUAAAGAGAAAAGUAGGAGUGAUCCAAGUAAGCUGGAUAGAGUUAGAUCUCUACAUAGAAGAUUUUCUGCAAAGUUUGUAAGAAAAAUGGCAUCUUCAGAAUUAUCAAAGACAGAUAAGGAGGCUAAAGCACAAAUGAAAAUUGGACCAUACAUUUUACAUGAAACAUUAGGUGUUGGUACUUUUGGAAAAGUUAAAUUGGCCAUAUAUGAAGGAACAAAUCAAAAAGUUGCUGUUAAAAUAUUAAAUCGUGAAAAAAUUAUUAAUCUUGAUGUUGUUGGAAAAAUUAGAAGAGAAAUUCAAAAUAUGCAAAUGUUUAGACAUCCUCAUAUUAUUAAAUUAUAUCAAGUUAUAAGUACCCCUACAGAUAUUUUUAUGUUUAUGGAGUAUGUUUCAGGAGGUGAAUUAUUUGACUAUAUUGUUAAACAUGGACGUUUAAAAACUAGUGAAAGUAGAAGAUUUUUUCAACAGAUAAUUUCUGGUGUUGAUUAUUGUCAUCGUCAUAUGGUUGUUCAUCGAGAUUUAAAACCAGAAAAUUUGCUUCUUGAUGAUAGAUUAAAUGUUAAAAUUGCUGAUUUUGGUUUAUCAAAUAUUAUGAUUGAUGGUGAUUUCUUGAGAACUUCUUGUGGUUCACCAAAUUAUGCUGCACCUGAAGUUAUUUCAGGAAAAUUAUAUUGUGGACCAGAAACAGAUGUAUGGAGUAGUGGUGUUAUUUUGUAUGCUUUGUUGUGUGGAACACUUCCUUUUGAUGAUGAGCAUGUUCCAACAUUAUUUAAAAAAAUAAAAUCUGGAAUGUUUCCAAUACCGGAUUAUCUUGACAAAAGUGUUGUUAAACUUUUAUUACACAUGCUACAAACUGAUCCAAUGAAACGUGCCACAAUUAAAGAUAUAAUAAAUCAUGAAUGGUUUCAAAAGGAUCUUCCACCUUAUCUUUUCCCACCAACUAAUGAAAGUGAUGCUUCUAUUGUUGAUAUUGAUGCAUUAAGAGAAGUUUGUGAAAAAUAUAGUGUUAAGGAGGAAGAUGUUACAACAGCUCUACUUUCUGAUGAUCCACAUAAUCAAUUAAGUAUUGCUUACAAUCUUUUUGUUGAUAAUAAAAAUAUCGAAAGAAAUGCUGAUCGUUUUUCAAAAUUAGCUAUGGAAGAUUACUAUCAACCACCAAUAGGUAAAAGUUUACAAUCUCAUGAUCAAAGACAAAAAUUUCAUCCAGAAAGAAUGCCGAAUCAAAAUAGAAUUUCUUCAACUCUUGAAAAUUUAUCAACAUCACCAACUGUCAGUCCAGGUGUACUUUCACAAAAAAGUCCAAAUGUAAAAAGAGCUAAAUGGCAUUUAGGUAUAAGAAGUCAAUCAAAACCUGAUGAAAUUAUGUCAGAGGUAUUUAAAGCCAUGAAAUCAUUAAAUUUUGAAUGGAAACUUUUAAAUCCUUUUCAUGUUAUAGUAAGAAAAAAGCCUAGUGAUCCAUCUGCUGAUAUGCCUAAACUAAGUCUUCAACUUUAUCAAGUCGACAAUAAAUCAUACCUUUUAGAUUUCAAAAGUCUUGUAGAAGAAGAAACUCCUGAUGGUAGUGGACCCUCCUCCCGACAUACUUCAAUUUCAAUGCAAAUGAAACCAUCAUUUCGUGUAUCACGUUCCUCAUCAAUAUCUCAAAAUAUUAGUCCUGAUACUAUGGAACCAACUCCACCACCAUCUCCACAUGUUGGUGUAAAACAAUCACAGACAAUGUUGUUUUUUGAAAUGUGUGCUUCAUUAAUUGAAACAUUAGCCAGAUAA
Strongyloides ratti is the source of this 1797-nucleotide messenger RNA. Its product is annotated as 5'-AMP-activated protein kinase catalytic subunit alpha-1. Gene Ontology annotation, biological process: intracellular signal transduction; protein phosphorylation. The record is from RefSeq and is a predicted model, not a curated record. Gene Ontology annotation, molecular function: ATP binding; protein serine/threonine kinase activity. NCBI's taxonomy places the organism in Eukaryota, Metazoa, Nematoda, Chromadorea, Rhabditida, Strongyloididae. Bases 1 to 1797 code for a protein of 598 amino acids. The transcript has 6 exons. Gene Ontology annotation, cellular component: cytoplasm.